Messenger RNA from Anoplophora glabripennis (Asian longhorned beetle), 2713 nucleotides. RefSeq names its product protocadherin Fat 2-like. Bases 1 to 2694 code for a protein of 897 amino acids. Gene Ontology annotation, cellular component: plasma membrane. Gene Ontology annotation, molecular function: calcium ion binding. Gene Ontology annotation, biological process: homophilic cell-cell adhesion. The transcript has 11 exons. The record is from RefSeq and is a predicted model, not a curated record. Lineage: Eukaryota; Metazoa; Arthropoda; Insecta; Coleoptera; Cerambycidae.
AUGGGACAUUGCCAAGACGCCUACAUAAAUGCCAUUUGGGCAUUCACGUUGCUUCUGUUGACAUCAACCACGAAAGGCUUGACAGACAACCGGUGCUACCUAGAGAACGGCGCCUCCUCAGAGAGCUUCUUCGUGUCCGAAGACCUCCCCGUCGGCUCCAACGUGGGUCAGAUCCGCGUCCACGGCGACCCCAGACCUGGAGGAUCCAUAACCCUGCGCCUCAAAGAGGGCGACAGCCCCGUGGCCAUCACCCCCGGCACGAAAAACCUCACCCUUCGCCGACCCCUCGACAAGGAGGGCAUAGACGGACCUUCCUCCGUCUUCAUCAACCUCAUCUGCGAGAGAUCGCACACCCUAGAUCCGGGAUUCGUGAUCCCUGUUAAUAUCAGAGUCACGGACGCCAACGACAAUGCGCCGAUUUUCGUGAACGCGCCCUACGUGCUGAACAUUUCCGAGGUGACGGUGGUCGGUACCAGGGUGCUGCAGGGCGUACACGCGGUGGACAAUGACCAACAAGGUCCCUUUUCCAACGUUAGGUACUCGGUACUUCCCGGGCUGCAUUCGGACUUUUUCGAAUUCGAGAAUGAGCUGGAAGGUACGCUGGUGCUGAAGAAGCCCCUGGACUAUGAGAGUCUGAAGACCUUCGACGUGCACAUAAGGGCGCAAGAUCACGGGGAACCCCCCAUGAAGACGGAUACGGCGCUGACGGUGCAUGUGAUUGACGCCGACGACCAGAAUCCCAAAUUUUUGGACGACAGGUACACAGCCGCAAUUCCCGAGCUACCAAGAAAGGGUACCAUUUUGACGAUCAAACCGAGGGAUAUAAAAGCAUUUGAUCAAGACCUCGGUAUCAACGCCGCAGUAUACUACACAUUUAACGGAGUCGGCUCAGACUACACGUACUUCAAACUAAACCGACAAACAGCUAAAAUCAGCCUUUCUAAAGACCUGGUGGAAAGCGACCUUCGCAACCCCGCUACCCUCGUCAUAAGAGCCACCCAGCAGGAUAACCCCGAUAAGUACGCUCUGGCCACCCUGACGGUUUCCAGGGAAAUGGGAAAAGGAAUCCGGUUUAUGCAUUCAAUUUUUUACAUUAAAGCUUCCGAGGCUCUUCCUGUGGGUUCAGUGGUGGCCACGCUGGCUAAUAACAGGCCGGGGGAACCCCUAAGGUACUUCGUUUCGGACCAGAAUAUCCUGAAGACCUUCGCCUUUAACACUAAGGGGGAACUGUCGUUGAAGCAGAAAUUGGAUUAUGAAGAUAGGUCCGAGUUUGUCUUCAAGGUUUUUGCAACCGAUGGUAUAACGAACGACUCCAGCGUGGUGAACGUAACCGUGGAGGACGUCAACGAGUGGGAGCCUAGGUUCCGUUACCCCCACUACGAAUUCUACGUCAGCGGGCACCCCAACGAGCUUCUAGGAAGGAUCGAGGCGGCCGACGGGGAUAAAAAUGAUGAACUGAUUCUCACCCUGACCGGGGAAAAUGCGUCUAUGUUUUUCAUAACGCCUUCGGGCGAGCUGAGGUUGAGAGAAGCGAAAGGAUAUACCGGCGUCGCAAACCUAGCAGUGAUAGCCACCGACAGCGGGACACCCCCGAAGAAUUCCACCGUUCCUAUAACCGUCCAUUUCCCCGAGACAGGAGAUCCUGCAGGCAUCAUUUCAAGCAAGGGCAACAACGGUGGCCCCCUUCUCCUCGCAGGUCUGGGUGCGAUUCUACUAGUUCUGGCCUUCGUUGUAGCCCUCCUAGUAGCAUACAUUUGCAAAGUAAAACGGAAUCCACGUCAAGAAUUGGCGACUCUGCAGUCGGAAAAACCGCAGGUCAUCACCGGGCCUAAAAAAGUCUCCAACCCCGUGUUCGGGGAGAGGUCCAGGACGCCCACGGCAUCGGCGAUGGGGGGCAUCCCCAGCGACUUCAAAUCGAGGAUUCCAAGCCCGAAGGUCCAUCCGGCACCACAGCCUCCACUGUGGCCUUCCUCUGCCUCUUCCACUAGAGUAAAGAAAUUGAGCUGGGGAGAUAAUAAUAAGACUGACUCUGACAGUACGGAUAAUAUGAACAAUAUCGACAGUACGCCGAAAUUACUAGACAACACAAAUCUGACGGUGUAUUUUAACAUUGUAGAUAUAGGAUAUACCGGCGUCGCAAACCUAGCAGUGAUAGCCACCGACAGCGGGACACCCCCGAAGAAUUCCACCGUUCCUAUAACCGUCCAUUUCCCCGAGACAGGAGAUCCUGCAGGCAUCAUUUCAAGCAAGGGCAACAACGGUGGCCCCCUUCUCCUCGCAGGUCUGGGUGCGAUUCUACUAGUUCUGGCCUUCGUUGUAGCCCUCCUAGUAGCAUACAUUUGCAAAGUAAAACGGAAUCCACGUCAAGAAUUGGCGACUCUGCAGUCGGAAAAACCGCAGGUCAUCACCGGGCCUAAAAAAGUCUCCAACCCCGUGUUCGGGGAGAGGUCCAGGACGCCCACGGCAUCGGCGAUGGGGGGCAUCCCCAGCGACUUCAAAUCGAGGAUUCCAAGCCCGAAGGUCCAUCCGGCACCACAGCCUCCACUGUGGCCUUCCUCUGCCUCUUCCACUAGAGUAAAGAAAUUGAGCUGGGGAGAUAAUAAUAAGACUGACUCUGACAGUACGGAUAAUAUGAACAAUAUCGACAGUACGCCGAAAUUACUAGACAACACAAAUCUGACGGUGUAUUUUUAAUAAUAUUGUGUAAACUAUU